AAAGAGAAAAGAAAAAUGUUGCUCGAAUGAUUAUGACGGUGAGGAAGAGUCUCAUAAAUUAUAGCAGGGAGGGAGAGAGAGAGAGAGAGGUCGGGUAGCAUGGGAUUCGAGGAUUCACUGCCUUUUUUUGGGAUGUUAAUGGUGAUUUUGAUUCAAGUUGGCAAUAUGGAAGUCAGCAAAGCAGCCAUGUCAGCAGGGAUGAACAAAUAUAUCCUUGCUGUAUAUUCCAAUGCCCUCCCGACGCUCAUCCUUCUCCCACUUUCCUUCAUCUGCUGCAGGUCACAGCGUCCUCCAGUAACUUUUUCCGUUCUUUGCCGGAUUUUCUUGCUUGCCCUGAUUGGCAGAUGUUCCGGACAGAUAUUAGAGUAUGCUGGUAUACAGUACAGCUCUCCCACGCUUUGUACUGCCAUGCUCAACCUUAUUCCAGCUUUUACCUUCAUGCUUGCCAUCAUUUUCAGGAUGGAAAAACUAGAGUGGAGUAGCUCAAGCAGUCAGGCUAAACUUCUGGGUACCAUAGUAUCAAUCACAGGAGCAUCUGUUGUGACAUUCUACAAGGGCCCACCAAUCAUGAUGACACCCUCUUCUAGUCAACUUCUUCUGUCACCACAAUCAAGCUGGAUCCUUGGAGGUAUUUUGCUCACAGCCGAUGCUUUUUCCUACUCUGCGUGGUAUAUAGUGCAGGCAUCAAUCCUUAAAAUCUACCCAGCAGUGCUUGUCAUAUUAUUUCACAUGUUCUUUUACAACACCAUUUUGUCUGCAGUAUUCACUCUGAUUAUUGUCAGAGACCCAGAUGCUUGGAGGUUAAGGCUUGACAUGGGUUUGGUUGCUAUAUUAUACACAGGAGUUGUUUCCUCUGUGUUGCGUGUUAGCUUGUGUACAUGGUGCCUGUCGAGGACUGGACCAUUCUUUUGUUCUAUGUUCAAGCCCGUGGCGAUUAUCUUUGCUGUUGUCAUGGAUGUCUUUUUAGGAGAUGUUCUCUGUCUUGGAAGUGUGAUUGGAGCAGCAGUAACUGUAGUUGGAUUUUAUGCUGUAAUGUGGGGGAAAGCCAAUGAAGAAAAGAUGUACAAAGACAGCGGGGUAGCGAGUUUUGGAUCAUCCAGCGAAAAGAUCCCUCUGUUACAAAACAGAAUGGAAGAAAUAUAGAUGCCUUGUAUGGUGAUUCAUAUGUAUUAGACUACAUGAAAUCUUCCAUUUGACCCAGAUCAUUCUCUCCAUUGAGUUGAGAAUUAUAGACUAAUUUCAUGUUCAAAAAUUAAGUUACGCCCUCAUCAAAGUUAUAUUUGUUCCCUCAUUCAUAUUUUAGCCUCUCCAAAUGAGAAAUCUUAUUUCCGUGUCCGUGUAAUGAUCAGGGCAGACAACCUUGGUAUCUAGCUAGAGUUGGUUGCCCUUUACAUGUAUAAACAACUAAAAUGUGGACUAUUUAUAAAUCGACAGUAAUUUUUCUCG
Messenger RNA from Alnus glutinosa, 1446 nucleotides. Its product is annotated as WAT1-related protein At5g40240-like. Gene Ontology annotation, cellular component: plasma membrane. Gene Ontology annotation, molecular function: transmembrane transporter activity. The transcript has 7 exons. NCBI's taxonomy places the organism in Eukaryota, Viridiplantae, Streptophyta, Magnoliopsida, Fagales, Betulaceae. The record is from RefSeq and is a predicted model, not a curated record. The coding region runs from base 100 to 1143 and encodes 347 amino acids.